Molecule: messenger RNA, 2143 nt
Organism: Raphanus sativus (radish)
Lineage: Eukaryota; Viridiplantae; Streptophyta; Magnoliopsida; Brassicales; Brassicaceae
Product: transcription factor bHLH49
Exons: 7
Coding region: 658-2004 (448 amino acids)
Biological process (GO): regulation of DNA-templated transcription
Cellular component (GO): nucleus
Molecular function (GO): protein dimerization activity; DNA-binding transcription factor activity
Source: RefSeq, a predicted model, not a curated record
CCUUUCACAAAAAGAAAAAAAAUAAACCAAGUCUGCAAAGUUAUAAUGCUUGGAUACUUUGGCUAUGGCGGUGUUCAUGUUUAAUGAUCAAAAAGCUCUUAUUUUUAUGCAAGCGUGGGUCUAAACCUUUUGCGAACUCUUUUUCUCUUUUCUUCUUCAGUUCCUUUCUUCUAAAAAAGCCACUCCUCUCUCUCUCUCUCUCUCUCUCUCUCUGCAGCUGAAGAACAGAGAAAAAGGGGUUUGUUAUCUGACCAAAAGGACCCAUUUCUAUAAAGCUUCUGUUGGUGAGAAAUUGAGCAAAAAGUUUGAAGCUUUGUACUGAUUCUGAAAAUGGGUAUCUUUCUCCUGUCUCUUUUAACUUCAUUACCUUCUUUAAAUCUGGUCUAGGGUUUGUCAAAGCUCUGUUUUUUGGGGGGGUUCGUACCUAAAAAGCUUGAUCCUUUCUGUUCCCCUGACUGGUCUCUUCUGAGUUUCCUUAAGUUCGGUCGUGUCCUUAAGGAAUAUACUAUCAAGUUCGAGACUUUUGCUUCUAUUGAUUGAGCUCUGUUCUUGUUCUUACAAGGUGGAGUGUUCCUUCUCUGCAUCUCUAGAGACGAAAGUGUUUGUGUUUGUGUUGAAAGUGUUAUUAGUCUUUAGUGGUUUUUGAUCCUAGAAGAGAUGGAUACAAGUGAGAAAGAAGAGUUCUCAGGAGAGAAGAGGAAUGAUAAUCAUCCUGCAGAUUGGCGAGUCUCUGGCUCUAAUCCUGUUUCUGCGCCGCCCUUUGGUUCAUACCCUACAGAGAAUCUGAUCACAGCGUCUUGUUCUCCAUCUCAGAUGAUGGAUUCCUUUGGUCAAACGCUUUGGUAUGAUCCCACAAAUGUUCAAGCUGUGGGCUAUGGCGGUUCUUCUUCCUCUUCUUGCUUUAGGGGUGGUAUGGAUUGGAGUCUGCCUAACCUGUUGCCUCCUAAAGGCAACGGCCUUUUCUUGCCGAAUGCGAGUAGCUUCCUCCCUCCAAGCAUGGCUCAGUUCCCGGCUGAUUCAGGGUUCAUAGAGCGUGCGGCGAGGUUCUCGCUCUUUAGUGAUAUGGUGAAUCAACCGCUUGGGAGUCCGGAGUCUGUUGGUUUGUUUGUUCAAGGGCAGUGUCCAAGUAGUGAAGUGAAUGUUGGUGGUGUAGCUCACAAUAAUGUUAUUAGAUGUAGUGAACAAGGUAGUAAACCAAAUGUAUCUGAGGAUACUCAGUCUAGUGGUCAGAAAGGUGGAGAAACCUCUUCCAAAGGGUUUGACUCAAAGAAGAGGAAAAGAAACAGACAGAGUUCUGAAGCAGAACAAUCACAGAGAUCUGAGGAAGAAGCAGAGAACAAUGGUGGUGAUAAGAAGGAGCAAAGUCCAAACUCGCCUGGAAACAAAACAAACAGUGGGAAACAAGCGUCUGAUCCAAAAGAUGGGUACAUUCAUGUCCGGGCACGUAGAGGCCAAGCUACAAAUAGCCAUAGUCUUGCAGAAAGAGUGAGGAGAGAAAAAAUCAGUGAAAGGAUGAAGUUUCUUCAAGAUCUUGUACCUGGUUGCAACAAGGUUACUGGAAAGGCGGUUAUGCUUGAUGAAAUCAUAAACUAUGUGCAAUCACUACAACGCCAAGUCGAGUUCUUGUCGAUGAAGCUUGCAACUGUGAACCCACAAAUGGACUUUUACCUUGAAGGUCUUCUUGCCAAAGAUGUAAGAGAGCUUCAGCUACGAGGUGGUUCUUCAUCCGCAACACCGUUUCCAACGCAAAACAUGUCGAUGGUGUAUCCUCCUCUACCACAUGGAUUCAUGCAACAGCAGACCCUUUCAAGCGUGGGAAGGACUAUUAGCUCUCCAUUGUCUCCUAUGAAUGGUGGAUACAAGCGACAGGAAACAAAUGGAUGGGAAGGUGAUUUGCAAAAUGUGAUACACAUUAACUAUGGAGCUGGUGAUGUCCCAUCUGACCCUGAAGCAGCAGCAGCUACUGCAUCUCUUCCAUCUUCAAACAUGAAGGUUGAGCCAUGAGAUUUUCUUCCUUGUUAGAUAGAAUAUUAAAUUCUUGUAAUCUCUUUUUUUUUUUUAAAUUCACUGUGUUCUGUAUUAUAAUGAUGUUACUAUUAACGAAUACGAGCUACUAGUACUACUAAGCAGUUAAGGGUAAAAA